AUGCAGAAACUCUUUCAUCUCUUCGCUGGAGCCAUCUUGGCCACUACCACUCCCGUUCAAGCCUUUCCGUCCUUGGGCGGACUCAGCCCCCGAGACGUCUUUGUUCCUUCGACAACAUGCAAAGAUUUUGUCGUUGGAAAUGACUUGAAGUUUUACGGCCAGGUCUGUGUCGGCAUAUCUGACGGCAUGGUGACCGUGACCUACCCGGUUUUGACAACCGGCACAUACUCCGACAUCCAUGUCUACAUCGGCACAACCAUGCCCACCGAAACCUCCCCUGGCCAGCUCCCAUACACUCUCGGCAAUAAAGCCUGCUCCCUUUCCACAGACAAAACUUCCGCUACUUGCCGAAUCCCUGUCCAAGACUCGUGGCGUGCGUGCGAUAUGAAGCUCUACAUCGCUACACAUGCCUCUCUCACCGCAGGGACAGGCUGGGGAGCAGGUCCCUGCUACGGCAAAUCAAACGGCAACUGUGCAAAAUAUUGGACUUUUAACACCAAAUGCCAGUGCCCAGUGGUCAUCAACUAUGAACCCAUCACCUCUACGACUACCUGCCUCACUACGAUCACAAACAUCGUCACAUCUAUCGUCACCCCCCCGCCCACGACUACAACUACCGGAUGCGACGACCCGAACCCUGGUUCGCCCACGUCUACGAUUACUUCUACCACAACUACAUCGGUGGACUUCACCUGUCCGGUGUAUUAUCCUGCCGCUGAGUAA
This is a messenger RNA of Fusarium venenatum, 723 nucleotides long. RefSeq lists its product as uncharacterized. The record is from RefSeq and is a predicted model, not a curated record. NCBI's taxonomy places the organism in Eukaryota, Fungi, Ascomycota, Sordariomycetes, Hypocreales, Nectriaceae.